UUUAGUUUGCAGUGUUGAUAAUGAUUGUGAUCCAGAACGUGGGACCCAGAUCCCCAGCCAGGCGCAGGAGGCAGUGGGUGAAGAGGCUUCAGUGGGGUGUCCUUCUGGUGCUGAUGGUCCUCAUCUAUGGCUCACAUGCGCCACUCAUCGCCCUCACCAAGGUAGACGGCCAAGUCCCUUUCAGCCCCUCUUCUUGUGUUGUCAUGAUUGAGUUAGCCAAACUCCUGAUCUCCCUGGCGACCCUCCUCCUGACUGGUGAAACGUCUGCCUUGCGUGCUCCUCCAUCCCUGGGCCUUGUGGCCCCCUACGCAGUCCCUGCCGUCCUCUACGCCCUCAACAACAACCUAGUUGUUCUCAUGCAGGCCUAUAUGGACCCUAGCUCCUACCAAGUCCUCAGCAACCUGAAAAUCGCCUCCACCGCCUUGCUCUACUCCUCCUGUUUGGGCAAAAGGCUUCGACGGGCUCAGUGGUUAGCCCUGGGGCUCCUCAUGGCGGCCGGAGUGUGCCACAGUUACAGCAGCAUGGGUCCAGCGGACGUUGAGAGGGCUGAAGCUGAGCCAAGUUUGAAGCUUCAUGUCACAGCCUGGGGACUUUUCCUGGUGCUGGUGUACUGCUUUGUUUCAGGUCUUGCAGCUGUUUACACAGAGAGGGUGCUGAAGAGCCAACAGCUUCCACUCAGCCUGCAGAAUCUGUAUCUGUACAUGUUUGGAGUUGCCGUCAACGGGGUCACGUCUCUCUCCAGUGUUGCAAACGAAAAGGGCUUCCUGGAGGGGUACUCGGCAGCUGUGUGGGUCAUCGUAGCAGGGCAGGCAGUGAAUGGCCUCCUGAUGUCUGUGGUGCUGAAGCACGGCAGCGGGAUCACCAGACUGUUUGUCAUCUCGUGCUCCAUGUUGGUCAACGCCGUGCUGUCCCGGGCCGUCUUAGGGCUGCAGCUCACCCCUCUCUUCCUCCUGCCUGUUUCUAUGAUUGGUCUGGCAGCUUACUUAUAUUACAAGUAGUGGAAUCUUUAUCAAGACAGUAAUGAGGUCCAGUGAACACAAAGGACCUCCCAGCACUGUCUAGUUAAAAUGAUGUUGCCUAGGUUUUUGAAAUUAAGGUUCGAAUGGGGUGUGUGUGUUCUGCCUGCUAUGUAAAACGUUUUGUCUGAGUUUUGUUUUUCCAUCUAAUUUCAAAUGGUCCAAGUUGGAUUUUAGCUGAAAAUAAUUACCCAUGACCGGGCAGUAGAAACUUCACUUUGACCUCCACAUUCUCAACAAAUACAUUUAUUUGUGUCCUGUCCAGUCACAAAGAUGCCUUUUUAAAUUCACCAAUUUGUAUCAUACUUAUCUCUUACACUGUUACAGGUGACGUCACAUUUGGAGGUUGAAGUAUUAUAUCUUCACAGUUACACAUUUCUCGAGAGUGGUGCUAUUGUCAGUUUAAUUACAUUUUAUAAAUCAGAGUCUAAGUCAAAUGUCAAAGAUAAAGGAGACACAAAAUGUUAUUCAGUCUGUAAAGUAACUAAUAAAUACAUUGUCCAAGAGCUCUAUUUCUCAUGAUUUAUAGUAACUAAAAGAGAAUUCGUUUUUGUUAUUGUUGGGUUAACACUUCAACCUUGGGAUCCCCUCGCACAACUAGAGUAUCCUUGAGCUCCAUCAGUGCUACAGAGAAAAUGGAAGAGAAUUAUUGUUAUUGCAUUGUACAUAUAAGAUAAAUUAAUCAAUGAGAACAAGCGGCAGUGGCCCUACA
This is a messenger RNA of Myripristis murdjan (pinecone soldierfish), 1728 nucleotides long. RefSeq names its product probable UDP-sugar transporter protein SLC35A4. Gene Ontology annotation, molecular function: pyrimidine nucleotide-sugar transmembrane transporter activity. The transcript has a single exon. The coding region runs from base 21 to 998 and encodes 325 amino acids. Gene Ontology annotation, biological process: pyrimidine nucleotide-sugar transmembrane transport. Gene Ontology annotation, cellular component: Golgi membrane. NCBI's taxonomy places the organism in Eukaryota, Metazoa, Chordata, Actinopteri, Holocentriformes, Holocentridae. The record is from RefSeq and is a predicted model, not a curated record.